AUGCCUAAGUUUUACUGCGAAUACUGCAGUAUUUACUUAACUCACAGUUCUCCUGCUGGAAGGAAGCAGCAUUCUCAGGGGCGUAAACAUAUUAAUGCCAAGGUCGACUAUUAUCAGAAGCUUGUUCGUGAGCGCUUCUUUCAGCCUCCUCCCUUCGCCAACCCUCAGAUGCCUCUUUUUCCUGGCUUUCCUAUGAUGGGUUUAAUGCCUGGGUUUCCUGGCUUUCAACCUGGUAUGGUUCCUUCAAUGGACGGCAAUCCUCCUUUCAUUCCACCUCAAGGCUUGCCUCCUAUGGCUGGACCCGUUCCUCCCAUGCCCAUGCCCGGGAGUCUUCCUGGCCCUAUGCCUGGGCCCUUGCCCAUUCCCCUUCCUGGGUCCAUUCCCGGCGUCCCUGUCAUUCCUUCUGAGAUGCCCAAUGGUACCCCCGAGCUCAAUACAACAAACCCAGCUUUACUUCAUUCCAAUAAACCUCUUCCCAUCUAG
Messenger RNA from Theileria orientalis strain Shintoku, 483 nucleotides. RefSeq names its product U1 snRNP-specific protein C. The transcript is spliced from 4 exons. The record is from RefSeq and is a predicted model, not a curated record. Gene Ontology annotation, molecular function: zinc ion binding; pre-mRNA 5'-splice site binding. Gene Ontology annotation, biological process: spliceosomal snRNP assembly; mRNA 5'-splice site recognition; mRNA splicing, via spliceosome. NCBI's taxonomy places the organism in Eukaryota, Apicomplexa, Aconoidasida, Piroplasmida, Theileriidae. Gene Ontology annotation, cellular component: U1 snRNP; nucleus. The coding region runs from base 1 to 483 and encodes 160 amino acids.